GGCUACGCUCUGGUGCGCUGAUUUUCAAUAUGGCGGCUACGAUUGCUAAUUAGCCGCUAUAGUACGUGGAAUUUGGAUUUCGCCGCUGCUAAUAAACUAUGACUUUAUUUAGUUCAUUUUGUUUUUACUAACUAUCAAAAUUAAUAGUGAAAACAGAAUUUUACGAAAAAGAAUUAGUAACAAAGCCAGUAAUGUCGGUAUUCGUGGACAAUGGUUGUAAUGAGCAACAUUCGAAUUGUUUCAAAAUGGUCGUCUAUCCUCUUGUUUUGAAUGUGCUAUUCUCUGUAGCUGGAUUUCUUUUGACGUUGAAAAUUAUUCCUGCUAUGAGAGAGAUGUUUAUCACAGCCGGAUUGAAAGGUAGAGAUUUGGGAAAGAAGGACAAACCAGAGAUGUAAGCUAUGUUUAUUCUUAGUAAUGAAGAUAUUAUUUAUAUUUUGUUAUCUUAAUAGCUCCAUCUGGCUAGAAAGUUUCAAAAUUGCUGAUAUUUUACCCUGGAGGAGAGUGUAUUACAAUAUACUGGCUCACUUCAUUGUAUAAUAUCUGGCACUGAAUCUAAAGUUAUGAAGUAAUUUUAAGGGCCUUUGGGGGUCCAUUUUGAUUUUCGAGUUGGGGGCCAGUGGUGCAGGGCUCAAAAUAACGUUUCCAACAUUCCCGAUCAUGAUUUUCUGCUGAGCAAAUCUGGCCGAUCAGUAUAGGAUAUGUUCUGUUUAUAUGUUAUGUUUAUAUGUUAUGUGAUAAUGCCGUAGUAUUGCAUGGUGUUCGUUAAUGACAUUAACCAUGUUUUUGAGACAAUGGUUCUUGCCGAUCAAGAUGAUUAACAACCUUGCUUCUCUGCCAAUCAAAAGCAAUUUCCAGUCGAUCAUUGAUUGUCCGCUAUUUUGUGCCCUGCUAGAGCAAAAAUUCCCCUAUGGCCUCUCACAGCUCUAUUAUUCAGGAAUGUCUUCCAGAGUGGUACUAGUAUGCUAAGAAUGUAUAGCCAAUAUAUGCUACAAUCAUAGCCCAGUAUGGAAUGAAAGCAUUUGGUCACAUGCUGGUGCACAAUUCUCAAUUUGGUUAUCUCUGGUGCACAUACUGUACUAAAGCCCAUUUACACAAUACAAGUAGUCAUAUACAACUCUUGUGAGUCUUGUCCUGAUGUGUGUACUCAAUUAAAACGUGUGUAGAUGUCACAUUUCUCUAUAAAUGGAUGGACAGGAAUAGUGCUGUCAGCAUUCAUUUUCAUGUGCCAGAAUGACAAUUGUAUAAAACAAGUCGUAUCCUGUAAAUGGGCCUUUAUAAUCAAAUGGACCUUUAUUAUCAUAUGACCAACUGAAAAAUUAAAUUGUUUGUAGAUUAGAAGAAAUAUUAGUAUAGUACCUAGAAUUGCUUUGUUUUCAACUUGAAAAGGCCACUAAAACUGCCAGGAAAUGGUCGAGGUUCUAAAUUUCUGAAUAUACCUGGCAGGGGGAAUAUCCAGACUCCUAUUAUGUCAUAUGGAUAUCAUAAUUAUCAUGGUGUGCAGUUUCUUAUGUCUUUACACGUAUAAUUUGGAAAUAAUAAUAUUAUUUAACAUCAUUAGCAUUUCUUGUGACACCCAAUUGUACACACUAUUGGAUACAUUUGGUGCACAAGAAGAAUUGUGUGUUUCACUGUCUAGUGCACAAAAAAGUUAUUCCAUACUGGAUCACUGUUGCAAUGUAUAAAAUAAUAUGUAUUAUGUGAAACCCAGACAUUUCCAUCUAGGUCAGCAUUUAUAUUUUUUAAAACUAGCUUGGGUUCAAUUUAUGGAAUCUGGUUCUUUAAUUAGUUUUUUGGGUUGUUACGUAUCAGCUAAUUGGAGAAGGUCAUUGCCACUAUACAGUACAGUCAAAAGAUAGGAUCAAUUAUGCAUAACAUAUGAUAUUUGGUCAUUCCACAAAGCAUCCAUACCUUCAGACAGAGGAAGUUGGAAGUUAACUACGAUUUCCCAGUACAUUUUUAUACUAUAAUAUUACAAAUUGUCUGUAAAUGGAUUUCCCCCCUGCACAUACAGAGGGCAAAAAUCUGUUGUGACAGACUUGUGGAUUUUUGCUGGAAUAUUUCUAUGGUGAAGAGGGAAUCUUUUAGGUUAUACUUUCAAGAAACAACUGGUGAUUGUCUAUGCCAUAGGCAGCAAAAUUUGCCAGCUGCUGGCUUCUAUUCUGAACCCUGCCUAAUUGCCAUCUAAUUCUCUAAUUCCUGUUUAUUCUGCCUUUUAUCUCUUAAUAAUUAGGUUCCAUGAUUCCUCUUUCAACCAAUUCUUCAUCUGCUUCCCUGGCUCGUGCAAGAUGUACUGUACAGUAUCCCUCAUGUAGUCCAUGAAAUUCAAGUGAAAAUAUAAAUUUAAGUUUCCGAUGUUCCGAACUUCAUAAAUUCGUAAUGAAAUCCAUGAGACAACCCAUUUCACUAUCCACCUUUUAGUACCCAACCAGAGGCUUUGUUUUCAAACCUGCUUCUGAAUUUCAUUAUGAAAUUUUUAUCACGACCAGAAAUUGUACAAAAAAUGGACAUGGCGGCUGACAUUGAGUAUUCAUUGCUUAGCAUUGUGGGCUCAGUAAAACAUUUUCGCACGCUGUUUGUUUUGUUUUACUUGAUGUAUUGCAACAAAAUAAGGCUCAAAUUGUAAGUUUAAAGUGUUCUGUUUAAUUUUUACUGAGUCACGUAAUAUUGUUUUUGAGCCUUUCAGCUUUUCUUAACUUUAAAAUUCUAUCAAUAAAUCAAAAAACUUUGCCGACUUCAACUUGAAGUAAUUAUAAUUCAGUAGUUGCCUCAUUAAUAUUAAGUACAUAUCAUCAUGUGCAAUCUACACAUGUUCUGUUAAGAUGAGCAAGCUCAUCUUAGCUGUCAAUUUGUAGAUGCAAUUUACGAAGUUCGGAACGAAAUUGGGGACAUUUUGGUUAAAAAUUAAAUCACAUAAUAGGUGUUCGGCACCUGUAAGGUGUACGGCGCACAAUUUAGUGCUAAAUAUUCUGAUGCGAAGCAUAGUUAUGCAUCUUACGUCUUUGAUGUUUGCGUGAUGCAAUAAAUUUCAGUAUGCACUUAUGCUAACUUUUUCCAAAGUUUUGUUCUAAUGUUCUGUUCCUCAAGGGGGACUGAGUUUCUGCGGAGGAUCCACCCAUUCCACUCUCAAUAAAAUCUACCCACGGUGAAAAGAUCGAUGUUUCGCUUUGUACCUACAAUGAAACCACACAUUCAAUUUCUUUUCGUUUUUUUAGUCCUGAAGCAAUGGGUGUGUUAUGUGGAGCUGUGUAUUUGAUAUGUGUCUUUGUCUUUAUACCAUUUCCCUUUUGGAAAGCAUGGUGGGAGAAUGGUGCUAAUGAUUUUCCUCAUCACGAGGUAAUGUUUCAUGAUAUAAAGUACCUAUGAUGGGUUAUACACGUUGGAAGGAGUUGAAAGAAAUUACGAGGAUGUUCAUUUUAGCACGCAUCUUCAGUAUUUAUGCGUAUUAACCGUUUGUGCGUUUUCCUUAGGCCUUACGUUGUACUUUAAAUCUCGUAAUCGAAAUAACGGCAAAAACAGUCAACACGUUGAAACGGUAGUUACGAUUGAGUGGAUUGACGAAUUUAUAAAACCUGGAUGAUUUUAUUCCUCAGUCGUGUUGCUGCUUUACACUGUAAGACAUCGGCAAUUAUAAAUUAAACUCUUCAAACAGCGAUGCAAAUUACUUUGCACUUUCUUUUUCCUUCUUCAUUUUUGAAAUACUUCUACUUGUUUGAUAUGUACAAAUAGACUAAAUCUAUGAUGUCAUGGGCAGGGUGGGUACACAUUUUGAAAUGCGAAAAAUUCCUUACACACCAUAUCAACUUAACCUGUCCGAAAUAAAAUUCUCAGAUCAAAAAGUGAAUAUGUAAGUAUGAGAAUUUGAAACAGAAAAAUGAUCAAGUGUUAAUACAAUCAAUGUUGACUAUAUAUCAUUUAUCACCCCGCAAAUGAACGUCAAAUGUUAUUUCAAAAACGCAGCAAAACGUUAUUGAAAAAUUGUUUAAAAGUUAUUUUCAAAUAAACAUAAUUGUGUUAGUGGAAACACCACGUAAGUUGACGUUAUUUGCCACGCAAAAUUACAAGAAACAUAAUUUUGUUUCCGAUAUCGUUCAAGAUUAAUUUUCUCUAAUGUAGUUUGUCCAGUGGAUAGCUGCUCUAUUGUCUAUCUGUUGUAUGAUAUUUCUGGGAUUUGCUGAUGAUGUACUAAACCUAAAAUGGCGACAUAAGUUAUUGCUUCCUACAAUGGCAUCACUUCCUAUUCUCAUGGUGUAUAUCGUCAACUAUGGAUCCACGACUGUUGUUGUACCCAAACCCUUGAGGUUUAUACUCGGAAUAACUGUAAAUCUAGGUAGGGUUUUUAAUGGAUUUGACAUGAAGCAUAACGUUGUUCCUUGUCAGCUAUGACAAGUAUGCAAUAUAUUUCUUGUGAUCUUACUAGAAUCAUGUAUGGAGGGGGAAGAGAGUAGGGUAGUGUGAUUGAACAAAAGAGGAUAUAGUUUGUAUGAGCGUAGAGAAAGAUUGAUGAUGAUAAUUUGAUUUUUGGCUACCAUGUUGGUGUACAAAGCCAAAAACAUUUGAUCGAAUAAAGCUGAAUCUUAACCCAAAUGUCUUAAAUCCUAAUAAGUUUCGUUUAGAUAUCAAUUCAAUCUUUACCUUACCCAAGUGUUUCGAAACUAAAUUGUACAACAGGCUUAACAGCCUUCGACAAUAAUGCGGACGUCAGUAAUAAUGUAAAUAGAAAUGAUUGUUUUGCCUCAAACCUUUUAGUUAGCAAUCUAGAAAACAAGUGAAGCAACCAAUGUUGAAGCUUUAGUGGUUUAGUGGUUUCAAAAUUUGUCACCUGAUCAGUGAAAGCAAUCUAUGCUAACACUUUUCUUUUUAUCAUCUUUGCUAACACUUUUCUUUUUAUCAUUUAGGUGCACUUUACUAUGUGUACAUGGGCAUGCUUGCUGUGUUCUGUACAAAUGCCAUCAAUAUUGUAGCUGGUAUAAAUGGUGUGGAAGUUGGCCAAUCCUGGGUUAUCACAUUGUCUGUCAUGGUAUUUAACUGCAUUGAGUUACAAGGAGAUUGUUGGCGAGCUCAUCUCUUCUCAUUAUAUCUCCUAGUUCCAUUUCUCGCUGUUUCCUCAGCAUUAUUUUAUUUUAAUUGGUAAGUUAACAAAAUGACUAAUCUAUUUUGUUACAAAAAUAUGCACUAUCACAUAUUAAAAUAUGUAACUAUAACUGUAGACAUGAAACCCGAAAAUUAUUUGUUUUGACUGAGUUAUUGUGACGAAGUAUAUGCAACAGAUUUUCGUUAUCAGAAGAAACUACAAUAACACUUCAGAUCGUCCUACUUCAAUAGAAUCGCACUCCUUUUGGACUAACCUACCUUCGGGCAUUAAGUCGUCAUCCUCUUUAAUAUGCAGUAUUUUAAAGCUAAACUUACGAAUAUUACCUCAACAAACUAAACUUUUAACGUUGAACGUCCAAGAAUUUGGAAGAUAUUUCGUGUCAAAUGCCGCUCAAACAAUAUCAGUUGUUAUUUGUGGUGUUACUCUGAGUGCAUAUCCACACCGGGCGAGCUUGAAAAAUAUGCCCGGCCACGGUGGGAUUCGAACCUACGACCUUUGGAAUACUAGCCCAAUGCUCUUCCAACUACGUAGCUCAGUUGGUCAAAAAUACAAUACACACGUGACGAGAUAGGCCCAAAUUCGUGCAGAAACCGAAACCAAUAUAGUUGAUGAGUUAUAUUGUACUUUCAUCGAGUCUCCAAACCAUGUAUUCUAUUAACUGUGCUGGCACAGACUGUUCAAGAUGUCAGUCCUGUUGUCCUUCAAUCGUAUCUUUUUAUGUGGGUUUUUUUUCAAUGCAAUAUGAUUUUAAAACAGUAAAAAAAAACACCCAAAAAAACAAACUGUUGCCAGAAAAGUAGCGAAUAAAAUCCCGAAUUUUCAAGAUUUCAUUUCUCUUUGGAAUCCGUUUCUUUCCACAAAGUAAAUUAUAGCAAUGUGUUAUUUAAAAGAAACAUUUCACCGCUUUGUGGGAGCUGAAGUGAAUAGUGUAUAUGAUCUACCUCCUCCGCAGGCGUUAAAGGCGGGCGUGAAUUUUAAGGCUGGCGCUAGUUGAGGGCGGGAAAAGUUUGCGGGUGGGUAAGGAUUCCCUGAUCUCAAAUUUCACGCCCGCAAAUUAUUCCCUCCCGCAUCGAAAGGCCUGCGGAGGAGAUAGGUAUAUGGUCAUAUUAAUGGCUCAUGAAUCUCUGCCAAUCAUUUCAGGUAUCCUUCAAGUGUUUUUGUUGGUGAUACAUAUUGUUACUUCGCUGGUAUGACGUUUGCUGUUGUAGGAAUCCUUGGUCGUUUUAGUAAAACUUUAUUGCUGUUUUUUAUUCCUCAAGUUUUAAACUUUCUAUAUUCAUUGCCGCAACUUUUUCACAUUAUACCUUGUCCAAGACACAGGUUACCAAAGUAAGUUGUUACAAAUGAAAUAUUUUAUUUUUUAAGGAAAUAAUUUAAUGGUAACUUUACACGCUGCGAUUUGUCGUGCACGAUUCGUUUUCUGGCGCAUGUUAUCGAAAGAGCACGCGCAAAGAACACCGCGGGAAAACGUGGCGAACAUUUUAAUAUGAACAUAACGUGGCGAACAUAAAAAUGGCGAACAUUUUAAAUUGUAUUACUCAAUUAAAAAUAUGGCUAUUUACUCGCUCAAUAUAAGUGAAACAAACAAGAAAAUAUAGAAAACGGGUACACUAGACCUUAAUCAUGAGUCCUCUAUAGCAUUUAAAGUAUAUAAGAAGUAUAAAUUAAAUAAAAAUGUCUUGUUUAAACGGGUUCAACGUAGCCUGCGUGCCAGGCUCUAUGCUUGAAUUAGAGCCUGCUACUGACGUCGAUGAAAAGUGAACAGUCGUUUGGAUGCAUGAAAAUAACAACCAAUCAAAACGGCGAUUCUUAAUUAGAUUAUCAAAGCUAAUUUAAGAUAUGACAAUAACGGUCAAUUUUUCCGCCAUUAUCGCGAAAAUAAAUAUUCCAAUUUUCAUUAAACGUCCAGAAAUUACAUACUAAAUAAUAAUAACGGUUAUUGACCGUGUUUAUAGACAGCAAAGGCUACUAGUAAUUAAUACGGCCAAAAGUACAAUUACUAGUACGGAAUAUCAUAUUAUGUAAAUAACUUGAUAUUACCUUAUAAGGCAAGGCUAUUUAUUUCUGACCAAUGGGAAUUUUGCGUACGAUUCGUACGCAUAAAUCCACUUUUUAUUAACUUCAGUAGCAGGCUCUAUUUCAAGCAUAGAGCCUGACACGCAGGCUAGGUUCAACUGGGAUGUUUAGACCUAAAAAAUAAGCGAACUCUCAAGAAAAUAAGGCUCUUAAUAUCCUAAAUCUUCCGAGUGAGUCAUAAAGUUUAAUUAUUGAUUACGCAAAAAAAGUUAUUUAGAAAAAUGUGGAUCAUAUGAACUUACGAAAAAUAUCAUAUUUGUAUUGUUCAGUUAAAGAACUUUUUAUACAAUAAAUUUAUCGACAGUCACCAAAUUUAUUCCUGUACAUGUAGACUGUAAUUAUUUCUAGAUUUUAGGUUGUCACAGAAAAGGCAAAACAUCGAAGUCGCUCCUUGUAGCUUCCAUUUUGAGUUUUUGACAAUCUUCGGAACGUGCACUUGACACCACCUUCGCAAGGCAAAUUUCAGUAAGGUUGACGCAUGCGCAGACGUUUUUCCGCGGUGUUCGCGUAAAGUGGUUUUAUUUCAAAUUUCACCAUAAACGAAAUGAAGAAGUGUGGUGUCAUGCAACAGUAAUUUUCAUGUAUCAGAACACGAAUCGUAUACGACAAAUCGCAGUGUGCAAACGGACCUUUAGAAUAUGAGUCAUAAAUCUGGCUUGCGAAAUUGUCUGCCCAGAGUCCUACAUGGACCAGCCAAAAUGUUCUUUGGGCAAACUAAAUCCUGUUUACUCAUAUCCCGACAAUGAUGCAAUACCAGCAUGGGUUAGUAUUAGAAUUAAAGUUACAGAUUCAUGUCUGUCGUUUUAUGGGUUAGAGACAUGAAUCUGCAACAGGAUAUUAUUCCGGACAACCACUGAAUUACCAUGGAUAAAGACAAAAAUUUUGUCGCGUCUUUAAAGGGAAGGUGUAUUUUUAGGAGACAAACUGGGAACUUGCGCGGAUGAUACGACUCAUUGAAGUGAAUAUAACAAUGGAUACGAAAUUACGAUUUCCGCCUGGUGUAUCAAUUGCCACAGUUUUUAAAGAUGACACGUUUUGAGGGAAGGCAACGUCGAAGUUUUUUGAUUGAUUAAUUGAUUGAUUGGUUGGUUGGUUGAUUGAUUGAACUCUUUAUUAAAAAAUACUGCGCAACAACCGUGCGAGCUUACAUAGAUAAUUUUGUACAACUAUGGACUAGACAGUACUAAAAGUAUUGAAAAAGUAUUAAAAAAAUAUGAAGGAUAUAGUUUUAUAUACAAAGUUAAAAAGCCAUCUAUUUAUGAAUGUUUUUUUAAAUCGUUCUGUUCGGACCUUAGGCAGAAUGAAAUCGUGUUCCCGUUUACGUAACACUCUUUUCCGCUUCGAAGGCAAUAAAUCAUACAAGGAAUGUUCUGAAUUGUUUAUUAUACAGUUCCACAGCUUGCGAUCUCUGUCUACAACAAAUGCUAAAUGCUUGAGCAUUUUAUCAAGCACAUAAUUAUACAAUAUAUCUCCUUUUUAGCUACUCAAUUUUACCUUUCGUCAGUUCCGUGUGAUGAUGUCUGAAUGCAUAAUAUUCUGUAUUUUAAUUCAAUAAAAAUCUUGUUUUGUAUUACAAUUCAAUUAAAAAAUCUAUCUUGGAGUACAUAGAAUUAGUAUUACAGCUCAAACAGGCAAACCGAGGCCACUUGCAUAUUUUUAAUGUUUUCAAACUAAGCCAAAACCAAUCAGCAGCAGGUUAUUAAACAUAUGAUUAUGUCAUAAGUUCAUAACCGGAAAAUGUUUAGUCAAAAUAACCCGGUGGUGAUUGAAACAUCAAAAAUAUGCAAUAGCGGCCUUGGUUUGCCCGUUCGAGCUGUAAUUAAAUUAUAAUAUAGAGAGUAAUACAUGGGUGCGCGGAUUUAUUUCGAGUGUUGAACAUGCAUCCUUCCCUUUAAAGACGCGACAAAAUUUUUGUCUUUAUCCAUGGUAAUUCAGCGGUUGUCCGGAAUAAUACAUUGAACUAAAAAUAACUGGAACGCUACGUUUUACAUAGCCAAAAUUUGACUCCCAUGAAGCCAAAUGAAGCCAGUUUUGACUCCCAGACACGCACUUCCACGCGUGUUUCUACUGCGCGAUUUAUUCGCGAGACAAUACAGGGGACGCUUGAAGCAUGCCGUUUUGAACGUUUUCAUGGCAAGAUGCGAAUCGAAAGGGAAACGGGCCUUUUCAGUUUAAAACGGGCCUUUUAAAGCCUGUGUACGAGUUUGUAUAAUUUAGCUUCAAACUUCCGCUUGAACGUAGCGUUCCAGUUAUUUUUAGUUCAAUGGAAUAAUAUCCUGUUGCAGAUUCAUGUCUCUAACCCAUAAGGGACCGGUCAUUAUUUAUGGCGGGGGGUGGCACCGAAGAGAAAUGUUUUUCGUAGCAAAAAUUUUGCUGACCCAACCAUUAAAAAGUAAAAAAAAAUGAUUACCCAACCUCGAAUAUCAAUUAAAAAAUAAAUAAAUACCCACCCCUGGCCAAAAAAUUUACAAAAGGUACCAUUCAGUUGUCACAUAUGUCCUUUACCACUUCUGUGACAUAAGUUUGAUAACGGAUUGUGAAAUUUUCUGCAGUCUGAAGUUUCAUGUUGUCUGCACAUGUAGCUACUUUCUUUGGAGAUCCCAUCGGAAAUUGAUCAAGAUAAUGACUCUGAUUGAUAUAUACUUUUCGUUGUUUCUUUACACAUUCAGUAAAUCUUAGUAUAACACCAAGUUCAUCAAUUGCUGCUAUUUUGCUAGCAAAUCCAUAUAUAAUAAACCCGGGUGUUUUGCAAUCAAAAGUGAUGCAACCUGGAUAGUGGAAUAAGUUGAUUACUGUAGGCACAAUUUUUGGCCACUUAAUAGUCAAAGGUCAUGCAUAAAUAAGAACAGUCUUAAUUAAUAUUACCGCCUUACGGAGAAUUUAUAUUAAUUGUGCUACUCUAGGAUCUAGAAGACCCAUAGGUCCCAAACUUGACUAGCAACAUAAUCAAGUUAGCUAUGUUAAUUCAUUAUAUAUAGGAUCAAUGUUAAAGGCAAGGUGGGCUAUAAGCUAUAAUCGUUUGUAUGGCUUAUAGAAGGCUAAUUGCUGCGAAUAAAUUGAAUAAUGAAUGUAGCACAAUAUUAAAGGUGAUCUACAGUCCGUAUGUAAACAAAGCCUUUGUUUACAUUUUUGUGUCGAAAAUAUUGAGCUUUAUUCGACAACUAUUUAUAUUUUCAAGCUUCUAGAGUAUAAUAAAUGAUCAAGAAACAACAAUUAGGCUUUUCAAGAACUCAAAACAUAGUUAAACUGUUUGUAUCAUAAAAAGUGGGCUCAUUUGUGCACAUGCGCAGAUCGGACUGUAGAUCACCUUUAAAUAGUUGCAUGAUGACAUCAAAGAAACUAGUCAGACUACAUUUGCAAGUUUUGCAACUCUCAUCGCUUAAAUUCCCCAUACCUGAAUACAAAAUAAACAGUAAACAACGAUUACCUUUUACAUACCAUGUAUAAAACGGAGUUUUCAUCCUUUCUAGAAACUCACUUCCUGAACUUUUGGGCGCAAAUGUAAUGUAUUAAAAAUGUAUAUCAUAUUCACAGCGGUUAAUACCAUUAAUAUAGCACGGGCGCAAUACAAAACAAAACACGAGAAUUUUAAAAUGUUUUGAUUUGCAAGUAAAUAAAUAAUAUUUGAUGUCAUAAAAAUGUUUAAAUUUAACUCAACACAAACUGGUAAGUUCAUGACUUGUAUAAUUUACUUAUAUGUUGUUAUAUUGCAAUUCUGUACCCUACUCCUUUGAAAAUUGUUUGCAAUUGCAUAUGAUGUGAACAUGUGGUCAUGUAUUAUAGUUGUGUCAUGAAUUUAAUAAUACCCCAAUGGCUUCGAAAUAGACAAUGGAUGGAAAAAGUCAUGAAUAUUGAGCUUAUUUACCCUUUAAACACUUGAUCGUCAUGCGCAUACAGUGUAUUGUUUGUUUCCAGAACCCCCUCAAGCAGACUUCAACUUUUUUUGUUAAAUUGUAUAUAAUAUUUUGCUUCAUAACUGUAUGUGUGUGUGUGUAUGUGGGAACACUCAUGUUUGGAUGCUUGGCAUAGGUUAAUGGUAUUUCAUUGGAGUCAUCAGGGAUAUAGUUGUAUAUUCCUGAAAUUACCUCUAAACACCUAAAACAGCAUUCCCUAAAAUUUUAAUUGUUUUCUUACAUUGCCCUAUAUCGCUCAAACUCGCAUUGCUUAUAUUGCAGAUUUUGCUUAAAUCACCUAAAAUUGCUUAAACUCGCAUUAUCUCGUUAUUGCCCCAGAGUAGGGCCUACUGUUGCCAUUGCUUUUUAGUCCCCAAUACUUCAGUGAGUCAUGCUUUGGAAAUGACAAUAAUUUUUUAUUACCCAACCCUUGAGUUGUUUUGUUUUUCAUUUACCCAACCUUUUACUUACUCAAAAUUUAGUUUACCCAACCCUUUUCUCUUCGGUGCCACCCCCCGCCAUAAAUAAUGACCGGUCCCUAAAACGACAGACAUGAAUCUGUAACUUUGAUUCCAAGCACCCAUGUAUUUUUCUGUUUAUUAUAUAAACUAAAUUGAAAAACAAUAAAACAUCUGUGGCAAUGCGUCUUACAACAAGUUCUCUGAUUGGUCAAACAUAUUUCCUACGCGCUUUUUGAUUGGCUUGCAAAAAUGAUAUAUUCACACGUAAAAAUAUCGUAUUUUUUACGUGUGUUUAAAUACGAUUUUUCUCAGUGGCCAAAAACUCCAUAUAACACUUUUGUUUAUAAAAUAAAUUAUCAUACAAUAUGUUAUAAAACAGACGUAUGAGCGGAACUGACCUGACUGCCACAUUAAAAACUUUUGCAAGCUCUUAUAUUUUUUAUUUUUUUUUAUUUCUUAUACUAUUUAUAGGCUUAAUCCAGAAACUGGUCUUCAUUACACCAGCAAAUCGAUUUUUAAAGAAUCGGAUUUAAAUUUUCUUGGAAGGCUGAGUUUAGGAGUUUUAGAGACAUUUCACUUGAUUGAUGUGAAGCGGGAUGUCGGUGAGGAUAAGGAGUUCAUAGAAAUAAAUAAUUUGACAUUGAUCAAUUUUGUUCUGAGAUUGGCUGGACCAACCAAUGAGAAGAUACUUACAAUAUAUAUUCUUGUUAUUCAGGUAUUGAAAUUUUUAUUCUUUCUUUUUGAUAUCAAUAAACAUGCAACGCAAAUAUAUCGUGUAUUUUGUCCGGAAGCUAGCACAAAUAUUUCUCUGAUCAAAGUUGUCUCAUCUCACGUGGGGUGGUGGCAGUCUCUGAUAAAAAUCACCCAGCCCGCAAAUUGCAGGCUUCAACACUGAGCUAUAUAUUUCACUGAUAUGUAAUGCUAAUACAUAAUUUCAAUAAGACCCAUGAUGGGCUCCUUGUGUCCAGCCCUUCCCCGUAUCACCGUAUGCACCAAACGUCCCUUGUGAUAGUAACUGCUAUAUGGUAUCUAUUUUUGCAGAAAAUUAAAUGAAUAUAUUUUUCCUAUUUUCAUUUUAGGUUGUAGGAAGUCUGAUUGCCUUUCUGAUUCGCUACCAGAUGGCCAAAUUCUUUUAUGACGUCUAAUUACGGAAGAUAAUUCUGCACUAUCAUCAUUUGAACACUCAUGCAUCAACUCCAAAUAAUACUUCGAAUGCAUGGUAUCAUUUUAUACUAUAAACUCAAAUAACUUUGCCAUCAUAUGUAAGAUUGACUGGCUGGGACACCACAACAGCUAUUGCCAGUCACUGCGGCCCCAAUAUAGUACAGAAACAAUUUACAAAGCACAGUUAUUACACACAAUAAAUAAUACUUGGACAAUAGUCAUUACAAUGACUGAUGAGUCAUUACAAAUGGUUUGACAACGACUUUGAAGUCGAAAUUUUACGUCUUAUUUUUUUAACAGUUUAAGUUACACAUUUACAGCUAAUUCAAUUUUAAAAAACGUAAACCUUAAACUCUGAGCGCGCAAAGGAUGAUGGGUUGUUGCUUAUUUAGGCUCAUAAACUUUGAAAUUUGACUUUGCAAGAAUACCUAAGACAUAUAGAAGACUCACGACAGAAAACAUAUUUGCUGCAAAGGCAAUUCUCUGAGUUUAAGGGCCUAAUGGGUGAAAACCCAUCAUCCCUUGCGUGCUCAGAGUUUAGACUUGGAACCCGUUCCAUGCAGUAUAUGAUCUUUGCGUAAUGCAUCAUUAAUACAUUAUUCAUGCAGGGUGCAGCGCUCUAAUUUGAAGAUGGACGCAUUGAAAAUGGACGAUUUAAUAAGCCAGAUUUCCACUCAUUUCCCCCUACUGAUCACUAUAUAUUGAGUUGUAACCAGACUUUUAAGUUCUUUCAAUUUCAUUUAUUAUGUUAUGCCGAUAUGUUUCUUAGAACAGAUGCAAAAGAUUAUAAUAGUAAAAAUUAAAUUAUCCAUUUUUCUCACCUCACCGCCUUUGCGGCUGAUUGCCAAGAAACUUAACUAAAUAUACAUGAAAAACCCCAAAAAACUCCCAAAACUAUUGAAAUAACGUCUUGUUAGAAUUUGAAUGUCCUAGCACUAAGCUGAACGCAAAGAUGCGCAAAAUACUAAAAUAAUGCAGGGUGUCCCAGAAAACGCAAAAACUAUUGAAAUAACAUAUUGUUAGAAUUUGAAUGCCUCAGCACUCUGCUAAACGCACAAUUGCAUAAAAACUUGACAAAAGUAAAUUUUAUGCAUAAAAUCGCAUUCGCAGAGCAGAAAAUCGUGCGCUUUCCAAGAGCAGAAAAUCGUGCGCUUUCCAAGAGCAGAAAAUCGUGCGCUUUACAAAGAUAUUUUAAUUUCUUAAUAAGUCAAUAUUUAUAAUUUUGCACAUCUUUGCAUUCAGCUUAGUGCUAGGGCAUUCAAAUUCUAACAAUACGUUAUUUCAAUAGUUGUGGGAUUUUUUGGGUUACCCUGUAACCUGUAUUGACAGGGUGCAUAUAUUAUAAAUUUUGACUUAUUAAGAAAUUAAAAUAUCUUUGUAAGGCGCACGAUUUUCUGCUCUUGUGAAUUUAAAGCAGCUUCUUAAACAGUUUCUUUAUGCAUAAAAUUUACUUAUGUCAAGCUUUUAUGCACUUGUGGAUUCAGCAGAGUGCUGAGGCAUUCAAAUUCUAACAAUACGUUAUUUCAAUAGUUUUGGUUUUGGGGGGAAUAUGUUAAUAAAUGGACUGUGAGAAUAUGUUAAUAAGGUAAACGUUUGUUCCCACUAUCGAGGCUAUACUCAAACGCGUCCAACCACAAGAUCAUCGGAAAGUAUAUUGCAGUUUGGUCCGACCAGAUCUCGACUAAACUGUAUGAACAACUACUGUAAUAGCGACAUGAAAAAACAUCUAUCUAAUUAUUGCAACGGAGAGAUGUUGUUUCCCUUAGCUUAGUUGUAAAUUCCGUAACAAUACGUUAUUCAAUAGUUUUGCUUUUUUGGGGGACACCCUGUAAAUUUUUUUUUAAUUAAUCAUGUGUUUGAAAAUUGCUUUUGUGCAUUGAACUGAGAAGGAAUGUUAAAUCAUGUGCUAUUAUUAUGCAGAUCAGUGCUUCUUGGAUAUCAACCCUAAAGGCCCAAAUCUACGCCGAAGUUAAUUCAAGUUAUUUUUUGCUCUAUAUAUUUGCAUGUUGGCCGUGUAGCAUUACUCAACAGUCUUUGUCUUCAGCUUAACAUAAAAUGAGCUCGUAUACGCGUAAAAAAGUGCUUUGUUAAAGGUAUGUGUAUACGUUUUAUAUAGUAAUAUGCUGUUCAAUUAAUUACACAGAAUAUGGU
Messenger RNA from Paramuricea clavata, 14837 nucleotides. The record is from the annotation of a GenBank genome assembly. NCBI's taxonomy places the organism in Eukaryota, Metazoa, Cnidaria, Anthozoa, Malacalcyonacea, Plexauridae.